This is a messenger RNA of Linum tenue, 366 nucleotides long. Lineage: Eukaryota; Viridiplantae; Streptophyta; Magnoliopsida; Malpighiales; Linaceae. The record is from the annotation of a GenBank genome assembly.
AUGGACGACGAGUACCUCCGAUCCGCCAUAGAUUACCUGGAAGAUCCAAACAAUCCGGAAGGCAUCAUACAAGUUCCGGCCGACUGCCGGUCGCCGAACCUGUGGGUGGUGAGCUGGAUGCGGCUUCCAUCAAAAACUGCAGAUUUCGGAUGGGGCAGUUCGACUCUGUUUCACGUGGCGGAUAUCAGCGAAGGAUUGGCGAUUCUCUUGCCGAGAAAUCCUGCCGACGGGAGCCUGUCGCUGGCGAUUUGCUUGGAAAGUGACGUGAUGCAGGGUUUCAAGAGGUUGUUCUACGUGUCUGGAAAGAGCUCGUUGCUGCCUUUCAAUGGUCGCUGCCUUGCGCUGAUUCCUGAUCGUUCAAAAUAG